This is a messenger RNA of Rhineura floridana, 3335 nucleotides long. RefSeq names its product sodium voltage-gated channel beta subunit 1 (gene SCN1B). The transcript has 6 exons. Lineage: Eukaryota; Metazoa; Chordata; Lepidosauria; Squamata; Rhineuridae. The coding region runs from base 1392 to 2057 and encodes 221 amino acids. Gene Ontology annotation, molecular function: sodium channel regulator activity. The record is from RefSeq and is a predicted model, not a curated record. Gene Ontology annotation, cellular component: voltage-gated sodium channel complex. Gene Ontology annotation, biological process: regulation of heart rate by cardiac conduction; cardiac muscle cell action potential involved in contraction; sodium ion transport.
CGCCCCACUCGGCGGCCGCUGCUGCUUUGGAUUCUGCUGCCGCUGCUGCAAUGCAUCAAGUUUCGCUGCGCCCUCCCCCCCCCGACAGGCGCACGCUUUGAUUCAUUCCCAGCCGCCCUCUCCAGCAGCAGCAGCAGCGGGAGCUAGCAAGCCAAAGCCUUUCGCCGCCAGCCCCGGCUCUGCCGCAGCGGUGCGCGCCGCCGGGGAAGGCUGGGAGAGGCGAAAAGGGGCGAAUCGCCGCGUCGCAGCCCCCCGUUGGAAAAGGAGGGAGGGAGAGAGAAGAAGGGAAGAAAGGAGGGUCAUCCGGGCAGCGUCUUAUUCCACACCCGGCCCUGAUCCCUCAGCAGCAGCAGGCAGUCGGGCAGAUAUUUCCAAAAUCGAUUCCUUCUCUCUCCCACCCAGUCCUACCGGCGACAGGAAGAGAUUUUAAGACUGGAGAUCGUUCCCUCCCAAGUGCAGCGCAGGAAUGGGCUGCCGAUGCACCGCUCACCAGCCAUGGAUCCGGCCCGCUUGAGUCCCGAGCAGGCACCUGCCCGUUGGGGCGGAUAGCUCCUCCUUGCGCUCGCGGGGAGGACGCUUCACCAAUCGGGCUGAGCUGACUGGCUAGGUCGGGGUGUGUGUUUGCCUGUGUGUGCGUGCUUUAAUGUGCCCUCCGCGGUGAAAGACUAACGAUGCUAAUUCGGAAGGUACUCCGGGUUUAGGACCUCGGAUGAUAUCAAGGCGGCUUGCAGCAAGCGGACCCGCGGAAGGGCCGUGAGCGUCUGAAGCCUGGUCGGUGGACCUUGAAGCCAGAGGACGCGGCUCCUGUAACCAAGAGGACCUUUUAAAAAAUUAAAUAAAAUCUUGGGCUGGAGAUCUAAAGCUCCGGACACGAGGCUUGCGGGAUCCGCGGUAGGACAAUCCACCCCGAAACAGGCUUCGACAGGUACCGGCUUGGGGAAGAGAGCAACGAAGGGAUCCCAUUCCCCUAUCUCCUGCACUCUUUCUAGGCCCCUCCCAACUUUUAUGGAUCCUCCAGCCGGCCGCCUUUUGCGCUUCUCUCUGUCCCCGGCUUGGUCCCCUCGCAGCAUCGCGGCGAAAGGGGCAGCCGUCGGGGCAACUACCAAGGGAGCGCCCCCUGCCGCUGUCGUCCGCUCCGGGGCCGAGCGGCAUCAACUAUCCGAGGCAGAAUCAGGUGCAUCCGGCUGGGACAUUCCAAGACGCGCUUGGGUUUUCUCUGGCGGGCGCUGAGCUAAGCCCCGGGCUAUAAAUACCCUCCCUGGAAGAUUCUUCCCAAGGAUCGGCUGUCUGUUGACCGCAAGAGGUUGCUCCGAAGGGCGGGAGGAGCCCAGCACUGUGUCUCCCCCCCCCAGGCCGGGAAGGGCGCGCAUCCUGGAUCUGAACCCCCCAGCAUGGCUAUCCAGCGCCCCAUCUCGCUCCUGUUAUGCCUUGCCCUGGUGACAUUGUGCCAGGGUGGCUGUGUGGAGGUGGACUCGUACACUGAGGCUGUGGUCGGGAAGACCUUCCAGAUCUUGUGCAUCUCAUGUAAGAAGCGCAGCGAGACGGAAGCUGAGGCAUUCACCGAGUGGUACUUCAGAGAGAAGGAAGCAGAGGAGUUCGUCAAGAUUCUUCGCUAUCACCCAGAUGAGCAUCUCACCGUGUAUGACCCUCACUUUGUGGACCUGGUUCACUGGAAUGGCACCAAAAACAUCCGGGACUUGCAGGAUCUUUCCAUCUUCUUGCUUAACGUGUCCUAUGAUCAUAUGGGCGAGUACGUCUGUACUGUAAACCGCACUCUCUUUUAUCCAGGGGACUUCACACAUAACAUCAUGGUCAACAAGACCAUCCAUGUUGAGGUGGUAGACAAAGCAAACCGGGAAAUAGCUUCCAUCGUUUCUGAGAUCAUGAUGUACGUUCUCAUCGUUGUGCUGACCAUCUGGCUAGUGGCUGAGAUGAUCUACUGCUACAAGAAGAUUUCAGCGGCAACGGAAGCAGCUGCUCAAGAGAAUGCCUCCGAGUACUUGGCCAUCACAGCGGAAAGUAAGGAAAACUGUACAGGGGUGCAAGUAGCUGAAUAGCCCUUGCAGGGCCGUCGGUGGGCACAGGGAUUCCUGGCUGGCAGGAAGGAGGCUUGACCUAGGAGUGGAGGAGAGGAAGAAUGACUCAGCAAAGGCAUCAGCAGCCCCUGAGAAGACUAGAUCUGGAGCCAAGCAGGCCCUCCCCCACCCCACUGCACGGCCUUUUUUCCUUAACUAAGCAUGCUAUUUUUAAUAACAAGAGCUCUGUAUUUGACCCAGCCAUCCAGGGACAGAUGCACGUGUUUCAUAAAGGGAAGGGGUUGGUUUGUUCCGGCAGGCACCUUGCUCUUUUUUUUAGACACAUCCUUUCACCUUCUGGCGAGCAAGAGUCGCCCCUGCUGCAGUGCAUGAGGAGACAGUGGCAUGGCUGCUUGCCCACACAUGAUGCAAAGCUUGGGGCCCCUUUCCCUGCUGUGGCUCUGCUGUGCCAGCCCAAGGCCUCUUUCCUUUCCAAGCACCUGCACUUGCGCUUUCUGAUUUUUUGCACAUUUUCUGCGCUUUGAGGUUCUUUUUCCUGGUUACUUCGCUACCAGCACUUUCUUUGGGUCUGAGGAGAGGAGGCUCCUGUGGUUGGAAUUGCCUGCCCCCCAUCCUUCUCCCUUACAUGUCAUGAGUUAGGCCUCUACCUUGAUCUUUUUGCUCCCAGUGUAACCACAGCCAGCAGCGAAUUGGAGUGGAAGAAGGUAUUCAAGAUGGCCACUGCCUAAGGCCUGAUCUACAGAGAGGACAUUAAGAUGGGGACACUAGGUUUUAAUGAGUGAUUAGCUUGGAUAGGUGAAUAUCUGAUACGGAUAUAUGAACUCUGACAAUCCACACACCUAUCCUGCCAGGAGUAAGCCACGUUAUUGUCUGACAGGAUUUCCCUUAAGGCUGUCGCCCUGACAGAAGGUUUCAUUCAAGACCUCUUGCAAGAAGGGAGAUGCCACAAAAGUUGGAUUUGAAAGAGGGGCCCUUGGAUUCAGAUGUUGAUUCUUUUGCCGAGUCCGCAAAGUUUGUUACUAUUCUGCCCUUCAUUGCAUCAUGUCAAAUUUACUUCCUGAUGUUGGCCCCUGUGUUUGGUGCACACCCAGGUCCUCGUAUGAUGCCUUCAUGCCUUUUCCCUCCUCACAUGUCCCCUUCCUAGAGCCAGCGCCACCUAGUCAAGCCAUUUUGGCUCUUUUGAGAAUACUGUGCCCUUCCCUCUCCUCAGACCCCCGGGGCUGGUCCUAGGGACCAGCUGCCAUCACAAUAGAAUAGGGUUUGUUCAUAAAUAAUAAUAAAAAAGAUUGGAUUUCAGAA